Struthio camelus australis is the source of this 6162-nucleotide messenger RNA. The record is from RefSeq and is a predicted model, not a curated record. NCBI's taxonomy places the organism in Eukaryota, Metazoa, Chordata, Aves, Struthioniformes, Struthionidae.
CUUCCUUCGGGGACUUUCCCGAGCGUGGCGUCUUGUACGUCUGAGCUGUUUCGUUAAGCAGCUGUCGACGUUACAGGUGGAGGAGCUGCUCCUUAAUCCAACUCCUUACCGACGCAAGAUCAUCCCUUGUCCUAAGGCUGUGCUAUUGGCGUGCCAAGCGAAGAGCUCUGUCUGCGCUUCUCUCGUACAGCCUAGCUACAGCUGUUCUCGCUAAGUUACAGAAAUUGUGUUGUUUUUGUCCACAGACUUCGUCUGACACAAAUUAAGAGGGAAAAAUCCUGGAGGGAGGGAGAGAAGUGAGCGCUUUGUGGAAAGGACUGAAUUACAUUCUUACUUCUGCCCCUUGUGUUAAGAUGUUAAUUUAGAACCCCGUGUGUCCUGUGAUUCACAGCUUCUCUCCCGACAUCAGUGCGUUUCUGCUUGUGCAAAGACCAAGAGCAGUAUGCCUCUGAGCAGAAAUUGAGCUGCUGGUUAACUUUUCCCACACGAUGCUGCUGUUAGGCACAUCCUCUCAUCGAGCAAGAUUAGUUGCUAGGCUGUUGGGCCUUCUUGUUUCUACCCUUUUUUCCUUUUUUUUUUUGUCAUGUAUUUGUGUUAUGGCUCCUUUCAUUCAGUUCAUCUUGCACUUAGAGUGAUUUUUUUCAAUGUCCCCAUAGGCUUCUGCUAAAAUAAUCAGCAAUCUUAUGGCUGCUGAAAUUAAUAUUGGGUGGGAAGUCUUUCUAAAAUGCUGUUUCAGACUGACUAUAACUGAUACAAUGGAUUUACUGGGGUUUUUUCUUCUUUUUUUGUUUAGAGCUAGGAAGCGUAUAAGGACUAGGAUUGUGCUGUCUUUUAAAUAAAAAUAGCAGUACAAAAAAAAUAAAGCCUGUGAUCUGCUUUCUGAUCACAAUUUCUUCAGGAAAUUUAGAUGGAGUCUGUUGACCUGUUAGUUACCUUGGCUUUGGUAAAGUAAUGUUAGGAAGCUUAUUUUCUUACCAGCUUUUUCUGUGUGGGAGAUAAGAACUCAAUGAGAUGAAAAAGCAUAGUCAGUAAUACGUAAAAGCAACCAGCCCUGCAAACAAAAUGACAUAAACACAGAAAUGAUUUUGCUCUGUUCUAAUAAAGCAGUUAAAAUUGGUAGCUGUAGCUUUCCAUCGAAAAGGUUACAAUGCUACUACUAGCAUUUGGCUAAAGCUUUGGCUGUACUUUGCAGUGUUCGGGGGCACAUGUGCUCUCUAGGGGGUGGCUGCAGCGUACUGCCGGCACCACGAUGGCCGGGGUGUGCCGUUGGAUAGAAUGAGUGGUGUUCAAAAGCCUAGAAAAUGUUAGAAGUAGAAAGGCUAAGUGUAUUAAUCUGCUCAAUUCUAUGGGCCGAGCCUAUGCCACUAGCAAAAAGAGAAGUAUAUGCUUUCCUAAUCUGAGCAAAAAGAAACUUCUUUUUGGGAUUUUGUACCUUUAUAUCUCUGUGCAGGGCAAACGAAAUAAAACAGUGAGCAAUUCUCGUCAUGUUUGUACGAUUUGUUUGAAUCGAAAAGGCGCGAUAAAAGAAAAAGAGAAGAUGCCCUAAAAACCCCUGCUUUUGUCUUUCGGUCUUAUGUUGUGAGUUACCUUCGCUGUUGUUCUCUUAGCCAAGGAAUCCUCAAUCUGGACUUGAAUUUCCACCAAUUUUCUGGUAUCAAACUCUUGGUGCCUUGCCCCAUUUAGCUUUCUGGUGCUCUGUUUUAGACAGUUAACUGGGGAAAGGAGUAGAGAAUAGCAGUGAAAAGGAGGACACCAACAUUUCUGUAGGCUCCUGUGCUUUUUCAGAACCCUAAAGAGUCUGUUCUGGGAGCCCCUGCACUGUGAAUGAUUUUAUAGAACCCUGUGAGGCAAAUAGAUGCUAUCGACAUCUGUGAUGACUUGUCUUUUUCAAUUUUUAUUCCAGAAGAGUUGCCAUUACUGAAGAUUCUUAAUGCCAGAUAAUCAACCUACUGUGGAAUAACCAUGAAAGAGAUGAGGUAGCUGCCGAAGUGUGAGACAAAAUCUGAUUUCAAUGGAUACAAAAUAUAAAGACGAUUUAUUUAGGAAGUAUGUACAGUUCCACGAAUGCAAACUGAACGCCUCUGACAGCAAGCAGCGUCCUAUUAAUGAUGAAUAUUUGCGAGUGGCGGCGUCAGCCUUACUUUGCCUUCCCAAAAUUGAUCCCUUUUAUAGAUUCCGGUUGAUAAAAUUUUAUGAGAUGGCUGAAAACUCCCUGAGAUCGCUGAAAUCCUCAAGUUUACAUUCUCUCCAUAAUGCGUUCAGUGUGCUCGAGACAGUUGGAAUUAAUCUCUUUCUUUACCCCUGGAAAAAGGAGUUCAAAAAUAUUAAGACCUACACGGGACCCUUUGUUUAUUAUGUAAAAUCUACCCUAACUGAAGAUGAUGUAAGGCAGAUUCUAAACUACAUGGGUUAUGUCCAAGAACUGGGAACAAUGUAUAAGCUCAAAGAGCAGGUUGAUGCCAUUCAAGUGAAAAUGGUUUCAUUUGAACUCUUUUUGGCCAAAGUGGAGUGCGAGCAGCUUCUUGAAAUUCACUUGCAAGUGAAGGAUAAAGGUUAUUCAGAGGUUGAUGUCAUAAACGAACGAAAAAAUAGCAGUGAAGACGUUAGAGGUUGCUCAGAAGCCAUGAAACGACGUGCAGAGUGCAAAGAAAACUUAAAUACUUCCAUGGCACGAAUGGUUCUUCAGAAGUCAGCAAGUGAAAGGGCCUCUAAAGAUUAUUUCAAGCCAAAAGUGAGCAAGCCUUCUAAGUCAGUGGACACAUAUGAUAAUUAUUGGGAAAAUAAGAAACCACCUUUGAUGAGCUCACUGAGUCUCAGGAAAGAACCAAUUUUAGUUGAUGCAGAAGAUGACAUUAAAGAUGAAAUUAUCCGUCCAUCACCUUCUCUUCUGACAAUGUCAAGCUCCCCACAUGGAUGUUCAGAUGAAUUCUUGCCAACUUCAUCUCAUCACAAUGGCAUGUUAAGAACAAAUGUCCCUUAUAGCUCCUAUUUUUCUGCUCAAGAAGACUUAGAUUUAUAUACUGAUCCUGAUUCUAGAAGUAUGUUAAAUUUUAAAAGGCAAGAAGCUAUUAAGCCUGAUGUUUGGGUGUUAAAAAGUGAUGCCAACCCUGUUUACCACAAACGCACGCAUCUAGCCAAAGAGACAGCUUCCCUCAAGUGCCAAAACUGUGGCGUUCCUUGUGGCACUUCUGUUUGCCAAAAGUGUGACAAUCUCUUCAACUCCAGGCAGGAAUAUCCAGCAGUGAAACAGAGCACCUAUUCGAUCAAACCGAUUCCAAAUGAUGGCUUGCCUCCUGCAUCUGCUUUAAGAGAGAAAUCUCAGUACACUUCACAGACUCAGAGUCAAGAGAGAGCUUCUCAGUUCAGUUCCAAAUCCAAACCUUCAGGCACCUCGCGCUGUGGCUUUUGUAACCGAUCUGGAGCUGCAAACACUUGCACUUUUUGUUCAAAAGUCUCAUGUGACACUUGCCUCAAUGCUUACUAUUAUGAUCCCUGCUGUAGAAAAAGCGAGCUUCACAGAUUCAUGCCUAACAAUCAGUUAAACUAUAAAUCGGCCCAGCUGUCCCAUGUAGUUUAUAGAUAGACCUGAAUAGUCUCUUUUGGAGGGGAGGGGAAAGGGCUACCGUAACUAGUGUUCUGACUCCACUGGUAAGAAAAUACACUGACCUCUUAUGAAAAUGACAUGCCCAAAUACUUGGAACUAUGAUUCAGUGAUCAGGUGCCAGUUCUUGAUUUUUGUGGCUUCACAGAUGCUGCAGGUACAUUAGAGUUCAUGCUGCUAUAAUUUAGGUAACUUCUAACUGAUCAUUACUUUUCCAUUUAAAUCGGGGAGAAGAGCACAUUUUUCUUUAAAACUUGGCAGCUGCUGCACUUCAGAAAAGUGACAUCACACCUUUCUAUUACAUUGUAGUCAUCUCCUUGCCCAAAUAAAACCAUGUAAGGCUUUAAAAUAAAGACUUAAAAAUGAAGAUUCUCCUUUUCUAUGGAUUAUGAAACUACUGCCGGUUUUUGAUAAAGUAUGACUUUUAAAAUGUGCAAGAAAUAUGUGAAUGGCUUGUGUUGCCAACAAGGACUCAUUUUUGAAGUGUGUCUGCAUUUCUUGAUCUCCAAAAUGCAAACACUGCGACAUCUCUUCUUUUCAUCUUUGUUUCUUCCUUCUCCCCUUAUCACCCAGUUGUUUAUCUUAAGCUUAUAUAAUCUGAAUCUGAACAGUAUGUGCUUUAUUUUCUAGUGUUGCCAAUAUCAUCCUACUGGUUUUUACUGUAUGGUAUUUUAAAAAGGUGAACCUGUUUUCAUGUCACUUAAAUUAUGCCUGGAGUGUUGUCUUUCCAGAUGAGUACUGAUUUUAUUUACUUUCUGUUGCACAUGUGUUAAAUACCGUUCUUUGUACUGUAAAUAGGUAAUUUGGAAACAGUUUAUUUUUAAUAAAUAUUUAAUAUGUUGAGUUCUUAAAAGUGGUAAAAUCAUUAUACCUAUGAAGUCUCUCCUGGUUAUUUGUUCAGGUGACUUUUUGUUUUUGUGUACUGUAUUUCAUAGCUUAUUAUAGUCACUGUGGCAGACUGAUACUAUUGGCUCAGAUCAGUGUGUUUUUUAAUCCAGGUUUUUUUCCCCCCGCCCCCACUGAUAAGGCUACCACUAAGCUAACUGGAGUCUUGUCUAAGAACUGUAGGAUUUUGGUUCUCAGUGCACGCUUUUCUUUAUGGUUAUGGGAAUUGUAAGUAUAAAUGUUAUGCUUGCUUCUAAAUUCACUGCAAAGUCUGUAGUGUAGUCCAGCAAGUAAAGCACCAGCCUGGUUAAAAAUCAGGGCUCAUUUGUGACUCCUAUUAAAGUAAAUCCAUCAGUUCUGGAUGUGAAUUAGAUAAUAAUAUUCAUUUGUAUUACUGUAGCACAGAGGAACCGUAGCUAAGAACCGGGACUAAGAACCAUUGUGCUAAGCAUUGUACAGUUUGACACCCCCCCCCCACUCCCUCAUUAUGAAUAGGCUUUAGUUUUAUUCUAUGAAAAGGAAACACAAGAAUCCUUCUGACUUCCUUAUUCAGACUAGCUAGUUAGAACAAAAUAUCAGGCAACCUAAUCAGAUGUGCGGAAUUAAAUGUGUUUAAAAUAUAUGUAAAAAAAAAAAAAUUAGCUGAAGUGUAAACUGUGUAGUCCACUUUGCACUAAAAUUAAUCACUUAGGGUUUUUUUUUAAACAUUGUUAAGAGUCUAGGCUUCUAAACUUAAAUGUCCAUUGAUCCCUGUGUGACAGAAACAUGCAUGAAUGAUUGUUUUUUUUUUUCUUAAAUUUUUGGGGUGGGGGGAGGGGUUGAGGUAGGUAGAGGGGGAAACUAUAUAGGCUAAUGUUGUAAAAUAGCUAAAACAUUUUAGCCAUAAAUGGGUGUCAGAAGUAGUAUGGAAGUAGAUGAAACGUGAGUCUUACAGAGGGCUGAGAACAAUAAGUUUAUGUACAGUUUGCACUAAGAAACAAAGUGAAUGGCGUAUGUUUAGCAAUCAGGGAAAACUCUGAAUCAAGUGACUGCAACCGAACAAAAUGUUCCAGGCAAGUAUUACCUUGCUGACCCUGAAGGUUGGGGUAAAUAUUGUUUAGGUGAAUGAUUUUAAGGUUUUCAAAAUCUUGUAUGUUUUUUAUAAAUAUAUAAAUAUAUAUAAAUAUAACACAAAUGUAGAUACAUUAUGUAUAUAACGAAGAAUUUAAAACCAAUUUUACUAUUAAAAUACAGUUUAAGGGUGGUUUUCAUUUUGGUGGUUAUUUUGGUUCUGUUCACCUUCUGAAGUGUCAUGCCUGUUUGGCUGCUAUACGAUGUAUCUUCUAGUUCACUAGUUCAAUUUCCAUAUGGCUACUCACACUACAGUAAAUAACUAAAACUGUGAUGCCACGUAAUUUAUACGGUGAACAUAGCAGGGACUCUACUUGCUUUGAAAAAGAAAAGUCCUGUGUAUAUAUGUCUUGGAAUACUGUAGUACAAAACUGUGUUGAAUUGAAGUGAUUCCAUGCUCUAUUUUUGUGUAUCUUACUGUAUGAGGUUGCUGUGAUUGAUACAGUAAAAUAUAUGCUAAUUUAAAAUGCAGGUGUUUUGCAUCUGAUUUGUUAAAAUUAACUUAUGUUUUGAAGGAAUUCAAAAAUAAAGAGGCCUUUAAGAAAAGGCUUAACUCUUUUCUUAAA